AUGAAUCUAGACUCACUUCAAAGUCAUUAUGGUGUUUUAAUUGUUUUAAUAACAUUUGUAAGUCGAAUUAUAUUUAUUGGAUUUUCUUGGAGCUAUGGAACAAUUAUUGUUGACUUCAAAAAACAGAAUUCAACUUUAUCCGAUACAGAAAUGAGUUGGAUUGGUAGUAUUGGUCAAAGUUUUGGUGGUCUUCUUGCACCAUUAAUACUUUUUUCUGCUCGUCGAUUUGGAUUUCAAAUCUCAUUUGUUGUGUCGCUUUUCAUUUGUGUCCUGUCUCUAUUCAUUUCGUCAAUUGUUCAAAAGUUGCAUUGGCUUCUAUUAACUUAUUCACUUCCAUAUGGUUUUGGUAAUGCAGCUAUAUUUAUUCUUGGCACGUUACUUUGUGGCCUUUAUUAUCCAGCUGGACAACAUCCGAAACAUAUAUUUGUUAUGUGCAUUACUUCAAUGGGAUUUCCAUUAGGUUAUCAUGUAAUGAGUGCAUCGAUAUUUUCUACACUUAAAGAAAAUAGUUGGCAAUCAACGAAAAGACAUAUUGCAGUAAUUGAAUUAUUUGCCGCUUGUAUACUUGGUCCAUUUUUCACCACAAAAUUUCUGCCAAGUACAUCACUAGCAUAUCCGUAUCCAUCGACAGCACUUGUUCCAGAUACCAAUCGAAAAAUUUACUAUUCAAAACCGGUUAUUUAUUGGAUGUUAGGCAUAUUUUCAUCUCUGUGUGCUGUGAAUAAUUUUCUUCUUCAUUUGCAUAGCCAUUUGGAAUAUUUACUUAUAUCAGCAGCACGUGCCGAUCUUUGGUUUCGUUUACAUGGUCUAUUCGAUGCAUUGUUUCGGCUUUUAAUACCAGUUUUUCUUCGAUUUUAUCCUAUUGAUAUUAUUUAUUUAUUUCCGGCAAGUGUAUUUACUGGUCUUAUUUUUUUAACAUUAAUAUUUACUCUACUCUACACCAGUUUAAAUGUACUUGCAAUUUUACCGAUAAUACUAUUUAGUUUUACACCGGCUGUUGUUACUGCACUUCAAUAUACAGUUUCAAAUCGAAUUUUUGAAGAAGAUCGAACAGAACAAGGUUAUAUAUAUCAUGUUAUUGUUACGAGUCUCGGAACAAUCGUAGGUCCUGUAGUUGGAGGUCUAUUUCUUGACAUGACAGGAAGUUAUAAAGCGAUCAUUCCAACAUCAAUCUUUUUUCUUUUCGUUAGUUUUGUAUCAUUUAUUGUGACCAUCGUAUUGUUGAAUAGCAAGAAAACUAACCAACUUGAAGAAAGUCAAACAGCGUCAAUUCAUCAGCACGAUAACGUCGCCUAUGGUUCAUCGAAUUGA
Molecule: messenger RNA, 1311 nt
Organism: Rotaria socialis
Lineage: Eukaryota; Metazoa; Rotifera; Eurotatoria; Philodinida; Philodinidae
Source: the annotation of a GenBank genome assembly